This is a messenger RNA of Xenopus laevis (African clawed frog), 10831 nucleotides long. RefSeq names its product kalirin RhoGEF kinase S homeolog (gene kalrn.S). Lineage: Eukaryota; Metazoa; Chordata; Amphibia; Anura; Pipidae. The record is from RefSeq and is a predicted model, not a curated record. The coding region runs from base 178 to 9078 and encodes 2966 amino acids. The transcript is spliced from 60 exons.
AGCUGAUGGAACAAUAGAGGGAGGGAGGGAGACUGGAAGGAGACAGGCGGAGGAAGAGACACAGGCAGCGGGGCUUGCGGGGGAUAUGGAUCCGGGCAGAGCAGCCCCAGUGCCCGCUGCAGCACAGUGAGCGCCUCCCGGAUACAGCCCCGCGCCCCCGGGCCCCAGCUCGGAGCCAUGAAUGCGGCGGAGGGUGCGGAUGAUGGAGGGGGAGCGGAUUCCGAGGUGGAUGCCUUUUUCCGCACAGGUUCAUUUCGGAACGAUGGAUUAAAAGCUACCGACGUCCUGCCUGUACUUAAGGAAAAAGUGGCCUUUGUCUCAGGUGGGAGAGAUAAGCGAGGGGGCCCCAUCCUGACCUUCCCAGCACGGAGCAAUCACGACAGGAUACGACAAGAAGAUUUGAGGAGACUGGUGACAUAUCUAGCGAGCGUACCAAGUGAAGAUGUUUGCAAACGAGGUUUUACUGUCAUCAUUGACAUGCGAGGAUCCAAAUGGGACUUGAUUAAGCCCCUACUGAAGACCCUACAAGAAGCGUUUCCAGCUGAAAUCCACAUAGCGCUGAUUAUCAAACCUGAGAAUUUCUGGCAGAAACAGAAAACAAAUUUUGGGAGUGCCAAAUUUAUAUUUGAGACCAGCAUGGUAUCAGUUGAGGGACUCUCAAAACUGGUGGACCCAUCUCAGCUGACGGAGGAGUUUGAAGGUUCUUUGGAUUACAAUCAUGAUGAAUGGAUCGAGAUCCGUGUGUCUCUAGAGGAAUUCUUUAACAGUGCUGUCCACUUGCUUUCCCGCUUGGAGGAUCUUCAGGAGAUGUUGGCCAGAAAGGAGUUCCCAGUAGAUGUUGAGGGAUCUCGGAGACUGAUAGAUGAACAUACGCAGCUGAAGAAGAAGGUCAUCAAGGCUCCUGUGGAGGAGUUAGACAGAGAUGGUCAAAGGCUGCUACAGUGUAUCAGAUGUGGGGAUGGGUUCUCUGGGAGAAAUUGUAUCCCAGGAGGGGCAGAUUUCCAAAGCCUUGUGCCAAAGAUCACCAGCCUCCUGGAUAAACUUCACUCAACAAGGCAGCACCUGCACCAAAUGUGGCACGUGCGUAAGCUUAAACUGGACCAGUGCUUCCAGCUGCGGCUGUUUGAGCAGGAUGCUGAGAAGAUGUUUGACUGGAUCACACACAACAAGGAGGUGUUCCUACAGGGCCACACGGAGAUUGGGAUGAGCUACCAACACGCCAUCGAUCUUCAAACCCAGCACAACCACUUCGCAAUGAAUUCUAUGAAUGCGUAUGUGAACAUAAACCGCAUCAUGUCGGUGGCAUCACGGCUGAGUGAGGCGGGUCACUAUGCCUCGCAGCAGAUUAAGCAGAUCUCAGGGCAACUGGACCAGGAGUGGAAAAGCUUUGCUGCUGCGCUGGAUGAGAGGAGCACCAUCCUUGCCAUGUCCGCUGUGUUUCACCAGAAAUCUGAACAGUUCCUGUCGGGGGUAGACACAUGGUGCAAGAUGUGUAAUGAUGGAGGUCUUCCCUCUGAGAUGCAGCAACUGGAAAUGGCAAUCCAUCAUCAUCAGACUCUGUAUGAGGAAGUGACUCAGGCCUACACUGAGGUCAGCCAGGAUGGAAAGGCCCUUUUAGAUGUUCUCCAGCAGCCGGUGGGUCCAGGAAACUCAGAGUCACUCACAGCCUCCGCCAAUUAUACCAAGGCAGUGCAUCAGGUCCUGGAUGUGGUACAUGAAGUGUUACACCACCAGCGUCGCCUCGAGAGCAUCUGGCAGCACCGGAAAGUCAGACUGCACCAGCGGCUACAGCUCUGCGUUUUCCAACAGGAUGUUCAGCAGGUGAUGGACUGGAUCGAGAAUCAUGGAGAGGCAUUUCUGAGCAAACACACGGGUGUUGGCAAAUCCCUGCACCGGGCACGUGCCCUGCAAAAGAGACAUGAUGACUUUGAAGAAGUAGCACAGAACACAUACACCAAUGCAGACAAGCUGCUGGAGGCGGCAGAACAACUUGCCCAGACGGGAGAGUGUGAUCCAGAGGAGAUAUACAAAGCAGCGCGGCACCUGGAGGUGCGAAUCCAGGAUUUUGUGCACAGGGUGGAGCAGAGGAAACUUCUCCUGGACAUGUCAGUCUCUUUCCACAGUCACACAAAGGAGCUGUGGACUUGGAUGGAAGACCUACAGAAGGAGCUCCUAGAAGACGUUUGUGCUGAUUCAGUUGAUGCCGUACAGGAGCUUAUUAAACAGUUUCAGCAGCAACAAACAGCCACACUUGAUGGGACCCUGAAUGUCAUCAAAGAGGGAGAAGACCUCAUCCAGCAACUCAGCCCUCAGCCCUCUGCAAUGUUGCAUUCUGCAUACAGGGACUCCGCGGUCUCCAGCAACAAGUCUCCCCACAACAGCUCCAUCAGUCACAUUGAGUCGGUGCUUCAGCAGUUGGACGAGGCUCAGGUGCAAAUGGAAGAGCUGUUCCACGAGAGGAAGAUCAAGCUGGACAUCUUCCUGCAGCUGCGGAUCUUUGAGCAGUACACUAUUGAGGUGACAGCUGAGCUGGAUGCCUGGAAUGAGGAUCUAUUGCGACAGAUGACUGACUUCAACACAGAGGAUCUGACCCUGGCCGAGCAGCGACUACAGCGGCACAAGGAGCGCAAGCUGGCCAUGAACAACAUGACUUUUGAAGUCAUUCAGCAGGGUCAGGAUCUGCAUCAGUACAUAAUGGAGGUGCAGGCAUCAGGAAUCGAGCUGAUCUGUGAGAAAGACAUUGACCUAGCGACUCAGGUACAGGAAUUGCUGGAGUUUCUCCAUGAGAAGCAGCACGAGCUGGAUUUAAAUGCUGAGCAGACUCACAAGCGCCUGGAGCAAUGUCUUCAACUGCGCCACCUACAGACUGAAGUCAAGCAGGUGUUGGGCUGGAUCCGCAAUGGUGAGUCAAUGCUGAACGCCAGUCUGGUUAAUGCAAGUUCACUGUCGGAGGCUGAGCAGUUGCAGAGAGAGCAUGAGCAGUUUCAAAUGGCUAUCGAGUCCCUUUUCCAUGCCAGCUCUUUGCAGAAGACACACCAAAGUGCCCUGCAGGUCCAGCAAAAAGCAGAGGCGCUCUUGCAGGCUGGCCACUAUGAUGCUGACGCUAUCCGCGAGUGCGCCGAGAAGGUGGCAAUGCACUGGCAACAGCUGAUGCUAAAGAUGGAGGACAGACUCAAGCUAGUGAAUGCCUCGGUGGCCUUCUAUAAAACCUCAGAGCAAGUAUGCAGUGUUCUCGAGAGCCUAGAACAGGAAUACCGAAGGGAUGAAGACUGGUGUCGGGGCCAUGAUAAACUGGGACCUUCCACUGAGACAGACCAUGUCAUGCCUCUGAUCAGUAAACACCUGGAACAGAAGGAAGCCUUCCUAAAGGCUUGUACUUUAGCGAGAAGGAACGCAGAAGUCUUUUUGAAGUAUAUUCACCGCAACAAUGUCAGUAUGCCUGGUGUGGCCCCACAUACGCGUAUCCCUGAGCAACAAGUUAAAGCCAUCUUGAGUGAGCUCCUGCAAAGAGAGAACCGUGUGCUGCAUUUUUGGACUUUGAAGAAGAGGCGGCUGGACCAGUGUCAGCAGUACAUUGUGUUUGAAAGAAGUGCCAAGCAGGCGCUGGACUGGAUUCAGGAAGCAGGGGAGCAUUAUCUCUCCACACGCACCACCCCUGGGGAAUGUAUGGAAGAGCCUCAGAUGCUGCUGAAGGAAUAUGAGGACUUCCGAAUACCUGCAAAGCAAACGAAGGAGAAGGUGCGGCUGCUGAUCCAGCUGGCAGAUAGCUUUGUGGAGAAGGGCCACGUCCAUGCCACCGAGCUGAAGAAAUGGGUUACUACUGUGAACAAACAUUACCGGGACUUCGCCUUGCGCAUGGGAAAAUAUCAUUGCAGCCUGCAGCGAGCCCUGGGGAUCUGCACUGAGGACACAAAGGACCUGGAGUUGGACAUUGUCCCGGCCAUUCUGACUGACCCAGAGGUAAAACUAAGGGAUGCCAGCCAUGAACUCAAUGAAGAGAAGAGGAAAUCUGCCAGGAAAAAAGAAUUCACCAUGGCGGAACUUCUGCAGACAGAGAAGGCGUAUGUGAGGGACUUGCACGAGUGUAUGGAGACCUACCUAUGGGAAAUGACUAGUGGCGUGGAGGAAAUUCCCCCCGGAAUUGUCAAUAAAGAGCAUAUCAUCUUUGGGAACAUCCAAGAAAUAUAUGACUUUCAUAAUAACAUCUUCCUGAAAGAGCUGCAGAAGUACGAGCAGCUGCCUGAGGAUGUGGGACAUUGUUUUGUCACAUGGGCUGACAAAUUUCAUAUGUAUGUGACCUACUGUAAGAACAAGCCUGACUCCAGUCAGCUGAUCCUGGAACAAGCCGGGACCUUCUUUGACGAGAUCCAGCAGAGGCACGGCCUGGCAAACUCCAUCUCCUCCUAUCUGAUCAAACCCGUGCAGAGGAUCACAAAGUACCAACUGCUUCUCAAAGAGCUUCUAACAUGCUGCGAGGAAGGGAAAGGGGAGAUUAAGGACGGGCUGGAAGUGAUGCUGAGUGUGCCCAAGCGUGCCAAUGAUGCCAUGCACGUCAGCAUGCUGGAAGGAUUUGACGAAAACCUGGAUGUUCAAGGGGAACUUAUCCUGCAAGAUUCUUUCCAAGUCUGGGAUCCCAAAUCUCUCAUCCGCAAAGGCCGAGACCGGCACCUCUUCCUGUUUGAAAUGUCCCUUGUGUUUAGUAAAGAGAUAAAAGACUCUACCAGCCACACAAAAUAUGUCUUUAAGAACAAACUACUGACCUCGGAAUUGGGGGUGACUGAGCAUGUUGAAGGAGACCCCUGUAAGUUUGCUCUGUGGUCAGGACGCACACCAUCAUCUGAUAACAAAACUGUGCUAAAGGCAUCUAGUAUUGAGGUGAAGCAGGAGUGGAUCAAGAACAUCCGAGAGGUCAUUCAGGAACGGAUGAUACAUCUGAAGGGGGCCUUGAAAGAGCCAGUCCAACCCCCCAAAACACCAGCUAAACAGAGGAACAACAGCAAAAGGGAUGUACUGGAAGAUGCCGAUAGCCAGGGAGACGGGAGCAGUCAACUGGACACCAUCUCCAUCGCUUCCAGAACCUCCCAGAACACUGUGGAUAGUGACAAGGUAACUGGAGGGUGUGAGCUGACAACUGUUCUGCAGGAUUUCAUUGCUCUUCACAACAAUGAGCUGAGCAUACAGGUGGGACAAACUGUGGAGCUACUGGAGAGGCCGAGUGACCGGCCUGGAUGGUGCUUAGUGCGGACAACUGACCGAAACCCCCCUCAGGAAGGGCUGGUACCCAGCAGCGCCCUGUGCAUCUCUCACUCGCGGAGCAGUGUGGAAAUGGAAUGCUUCUUUCCUGCAGGCAAAGAUUCAUAUUCCACUUCGGAAAAUGGAGCGAAAUCAGAGUCCGUGGCAAAUCUGCAGCCCCAGGCGUCCUUGAAUUCCAUCCAUAGUUCCCCUGGUCCCAAACGUUCCACCAACACCCUUAAAAAGUGGCUGACGAGUCCUGUGAGGCGGCUGAACAGUGGGAAGGCAGACAGCAACAUCAAGAAGCAAAAGAAAAGAGAGGGACGGAACCUUGGUUCCCCCAGGGCUGGUGAUGAGACCACUCCACAGGGUGACAGCGCAGAUGAGAAAGGGAAGAAGGGAUGGGACGAAGAGGCUGAUGAUGAAUCCCACACUCCGCUCCCUCCACCAAUGAAGAUCUUUGAUAAUGACCCCACUCCAGAUGACAAGUCUUCCUUGCUUGUGGUCCGGCAGAGCUCAGCGGAGGUGCCUAGUGCAGCUGAACUGGUCACUGCCAUAGAGAAUCUGGUCAGGAACAAGAUGACCAUUGAUGGAGGUUCUUACCGUGGCCCACAGAAUAUAAAUGAAGGCUAUGUGAAUGAGGGAUUGGCCCCCUCGCCAGCUCCCAGGAACCAUGAAGAGGAGCAAAAAGCCAAAGCACUCAGGGGCAGGAUGUUCGUACUGAAUGAACUGGUGCAAACAGAGAAGGAUUAUGUCAGGGAUCUUGGGUUUGUGGUAGAGACGUACAUUCCUAAGAUGGAAGAGAGAGGUACCCCAGACGAUAUGAACGGAAAAGACAAGAUUGUUUUUGGCAACAUUCACCAGAUCUAUGAGUGGCACAAGGACUUUUACUUGGGAGAACUUGAAGAAUGCCUUCUGAAGCCAGAGAGGUUGGCGCAGUUAUUUAUAAAGCAUGAGAGGAGACUGCACAUGUAUGUGGUGUAUUGCCAAAAUAAACCUCGCUCAGAGUUUGUGGUUGCUGAAUACGACGCCUUCUUUGAGGAUCUCAUGCAGGAAGUGAAUCCGAGAUUUACUCUUAGUGAUUUUCUUAUCAAGCCGAUCCAAAGGAUAACCAAGUACCAACUCCUGCUAAAGGACUUCUUUAAGUACAGUCAGAAGGCUGGUUUGGAGUGUUCGGAAAUCGAGAAAGCCGUGGAAUUAAUGUGCCUUGUACCUAAACGCUGCAACGACAUGAUGAACCUAGGCCGCCUGCAGGGAUUUGAGGGGAAGUUGACAGCCCAGGGGAAGCUCCUACAGCAGGACACCUUCUAUGUGAUUGAGCAAGAAUCUGGGGUCCAGUCUCGGACAAAGGAAAGACGGGUUUUCCUAUUUGAGCAAAUAGUUAUCUUCAGUGAGCUCCUCCGGAAAGGUUCCGCCACACCGGGUUACAUGUUCAAAAAGGGCAUAAAGAUGAAUUAUCUCAUCUUAGAAGAGAACAUUGAUAACGACCCAUGCAAGUUUGCCAUAAGGAGCCGGGAGACGUCAGAGCGAGUGAUCCUGCAGGCGGCCAAUGCUGACAUUAAACAGGCCUGGGUGCAGGACAUCAGCCAAGUUCUGGAGACCCAGAGGGACUUUCUGAAUGCUCUCCAAUCCCCAAUAGAAUACCAGCGGAAGGAGAGCAACGCAGCCAUUAACAAGCCUCAGAUAAGCAGAGGGCCUUCCCCGACCAUCAGGCCUCUCUCCACCACACCUGCAGGGUCUGAAAAAGAUGUCACCAUUCAAAUGCGUAAACAGUCCCUACCAUCAUGGAAAAUACCUACCUCUAACGGCAGCACUGGGUAUGAAAUGUACCCGCAUGCAGAGAAAUGUGAGCCAAAUCAGAGUGAUCUGAGCGGAUGUAAUGGGGCCAAUUCCAUGGUGGUUAUCCAGGAUUACUAUGCACUAAAGGAGAAUGAGAUCUGUGUGUACCAUGGGGAGAUUGUACAGAUUCUAGCCAUCAAUCAGCAGAACAUGUUCCUGGUAUUCCGACCGUCCAACAACCAUUCCCCGGCAGCAGAAGGCUGGAUUCCGGGAUCAGUCUUGGGGCAUAUUUCUAAACCUUCCUCGGAAAAUAGCGACAGAUCCAUCAAGACUUCAUGUUCUUGGCACACACUCCGCAUGAGAAAACGGGACGGGAUGGAGACCAACAGCCCAUGUAAGAGGCAGGAGGGCCUGGGCAGCAUGGUGAAAGAUGGCAACAGUUCAGAGGAGUCUGAAUGUGAUGACCUUGACACCAGUGCUAGUAUGGAGAUAAUCAAUCCAAAUUUCAUCCAAGAAGUGGCUCCUGAGUUCCUUGUGCCCCUAGUGGACGUCAUGUGUGUUCUUGGGGACACAGUGAUCCUACAGUGCAAAGUAUGCGGUCGGCCGAGGCCCAGUGUUGCCUGGAAGGGACCUGACCAAAGCAUCUUGGAUGGGAGCAGCAACACCUACUCUAUGUCAACUAGUGAGUCUGGAGACAUCAAACUGAAAAUCAGCAAUGUUAUGCCCCAGGACAGUGGCAUCUACACGUGUGUGGCAACUAAUGAGCUGGGGGCAACUUCAUCAUCUGCCACCAUCAAAGUGCAAGGUGUCCCUGGGGCCCCCAGUCAGCCCCUGGCUCAGGAGAGAAGCAGCACCUCUGUCAUCCUCCGCUGGCUGCCACCUACCAGCACUGGCAAUUGCACCAUAUCUGGCUACACGGUGGAAUAUAAAGAGGAGGGUGCCCAGCUCUGGCAGCAGUCAGUUGCCUCUACCCUAGAUACUUACCUUGUCCUGGAAGACCUGUGCCCGGGGACCCAGUAUCAAUUCCGGGUGAGCGCCAGUAACCCCUGGGGUAUAAGUCUGCCUAGUGAGCCUUCAGAGCCUGUGAGACUUCCAGAAACUGAUAACAAUUCCAAUGGAUCCACAAUUUCAUGGAAAGGAAACUUUGAACAAAUGUACACGGAGCUACAUGAGAUUGGAAGGGGCAGGUUCUCCAUAGUGAAGAAAUGUACCAAGAAAAUGACCAGGAAGGACGUGGCAGCCAAAUUCGUCAGCAAAAAGCUAAAGAAGAGAGAGCAGGCGGCGCACGAGGCAACACUUCUACAGCACCUGCAGCACCCACAGUACAUUACCAUCCAUGACACCUUUGAGUCAGAGAGCGCCUACAUCCUCAUCCUCGACUUAAUGGAGGAUGGCCGGCUGCUGGAUUAUCUCAUGAAACAUGAUGAGCUGAUGGAAGAGAGAGUGGCUUUCUACAUGCGAGACAUCAUGGAGGCGCUUCAGUACUUGCACAGCUGCCGGGUGGCACAUUUAGAUAUUAAGCCGGAGAAUCUCCUUAUAGACCUGCGUAUCCCAGUGCCCAGAGUGAAGAUCAUUGAUAUGGAAGAUGCCGUGCAGAUAACGGGACACUAUUAUAUUCACCAGCUUUUGGGGAACCCAGAGUUUGCUGCCCCUGAGCUUAUCCAAGGAAGCCCUGUCUCUCUUGGCACAGACAUCUGGAGCUUGGGGGUACUAACCUAUGUCAUGCUUAGUGGGGUCUCCCCAUUUCUGGAUGAGAGCAGCGAGGAGACCUGUGCCAACAUCUGCAGGGUGGACUUCAGUUUCCCCCAAGAGUAUUUCUCUGGGGUAAGUCAGGCUGCCCAGGACUUCAUCAAGGCCACACUGCAAGGAGACUCUCGCUGGAGACCCACCAUUGCCACCUGUCUCCAGCAUCCAUGGCUGCAGCCUCAUAACAACACUUAUUCUAAGUUACCUUUGGACACCUCCCGUCUGGCAGGCUUCAUUGAGAGGCGGAGUCAUCAAAACGAUGCUCAGCCAUUGGCCAGUACCAAGAGGCUCAUAAUUAGCAGGACCAUGGUGGAAACAUGAUUUAACAGAGAUGAAGUCCUAAAUUAUGCUGAUCAGUACAGGAGAGCCUGAGCUUGUAGGGGGUGCUAUUUAUUUACUGUAUACAGGUUUUCAAGUGGGGUUAUGGUGCUAAAUUACAAUGGACCAUAUCCAGCUGCCUCCCUGCCAACCAUUCUAAUGAACCCUCUUAGAAAGCAGAUCUCACAGUAAAGACAGUAAUGACAGACCUGGUGCUGUGUCUUUCUGGAACAUGAUCUAAUUCUGUAGGCCGAGGUCCUGGAGUGGGGUUUAACCAUUUUGCUGCUAGUAUGGACACUAAAGGGUCUCCUUUUUUCCAUUUUUACCACUCACUGUGCUUUGUUUUCUGUAUUUAUAAUAUUUGAUUUAUUUUGUGGACAUUCUGUCAUUCACUAAAGUGUUUGCACAAUUGUUGGUAAUGGCCAUGAUGUUAUGCUGCGUCCAUUGGUAAAAAAAUCAUGUUUACGAAUAUCAUGGAGGAAAAAAAAAAAACACAUUUCUGGAAUGUGAUUGGCCAGUAACAAAAGGAAAGGUCUUUCUAAUCCAAUCAAAGAACAGAAGAAAUGUAACGGUCCCUACAUUUGAUUAGCCGCUGUUGGUAGGAAUUGAGUUUAGGCCCAUGACUGUGGCUGUAAUUGCACAUUAUAUACAGAUGUUAUUGCCAGUUUUUUUUUUUCUGCUCACUGUCGAUACCAUAGUGUUUCAUUUACAGUGUGACCCUACCUUCCCUGUGCCCCUUUGCCCUUCUGCUUUAGUGUGGCUACCAAUGAAUGGGUCACACAACACUGGACUGAGUGGCCAUACAACACCCAUGGAGCCUUAAAAAUAAUUGUUCCCCAGUCUCCAACGGACUUGUUCCAACCUCACUGUGAUUGGACCAUUAAGUGCUACAAGGGGCCAUUCUCUGUACUCUGGGCCCCUGACUAAGGCACCCAUGGUGCCAAUGAAAAGUGACUUCUCUGUUGGUGCAAAUAUGUCUCUGGCACAAGUCCUUCUCUCUGUGGUUCUAGGAUGGAGAGGUUAUUGAAAUUCCUUGUGUCAGGCACAAAAAAAGGUGACGGUAUGGGGGAUUUAUUCCAAUUGGUUGUGGAAUCUGCAAACAACCAGUAUUCGUAGGGAGCUUCUUUCAGAGUUAAAUAAGGGCACAGAGUGUUAAGAGGUUUUGAUGUUGCAUUUUUCAGGUGCUGCCCUUUAACCCCAGAAGAGAAAAACUGUAUGGCCACUUCCAGUCCCACCAAAAUUGCAGAUGAUGAGCACUUUCUGCAUAGAUUUAGCUCCACCAAUAUGUUUUACUUAAUAUUUCUAGACACAAGCAUCAGUACAUCUUACAAGUGGCAAAUUGUUUGCCCUUAAAGUGUCACCAUGGGUCAUAUAUGAAAUAUUUCCAUUGUAACCCAGAGCUCCAAGUCAAUUGCCCUCGAAGUAACAGGGAAUGUUAGUCCCCUCUGCCUAAAUGGGAAGAGGAAAAAGCCUUGAGAAGCAACCAAUAAAGGUAAAGAAUCAUAGAUAGGAAGGAGUAAGAUAAAGGGCCACAUGUCCGGGGUAGGUGCAGGGUGUUCGCUCAGCCUCCUGUUCAACAGGUAUAAAUUCAAUGCACAAUUGUCAGAGAACAGAGGUUUGGGAAAUAACAUUGUGAAAGGCACAGAGUGUAAGUUGUACACAAAUAUGUAAUAUAAUCACACCCUGACGGUAUUUCUAUCUGGGGAACCCUAGAUAAAUGUACAGCACCAAUAAAGUGUUCAAGCUGUUAGCAGAC